Molecule: messenger RNA, 2206 nt
Organism: Galendromus occidentalis (western predatory mite)
Lineage: Eukaryota; Metazoa; Arthropoda; Arachnida; Mesostigmata; Phytoseiidae
Gene: AdipoR
Product: adiponectin receptor
Exons: 6
Coding region: 173-1378 (401 amino acids)
Biological process (GO): adiponectin-activated signaling pathway
Cellular component (GO): plasma membrane
Molecular function (GO): signaling receptor activity
Source: RefSeq, a predicted model, not a curated record
UGGUGGUGCUGGUGGUAGUGGUGUGUGGAUCCAUGAACGACAAAUGGCAGUGUGAGAGCUACUUCUCAAUCAAGUGCGAACGACGGCAACGAGGGCUCUUUGAGUUCGAGCCUCGUUUGAACUUCUUCCAUGAUUGAACUCUGAUAUACGAAAAUCCAACGAAGGUAUCGCGAUGUCUCGAUUCGUGCGCAGCGCCUCAGAACGCCGCGAGAGCGAGGAGAUGGAGAUACGACGAAGACCGGUGUUGAAUAACGAUCUCGAUGCCGACCUGGGCAUGUUCGACGACACCGUCAGCUGUCUAUCGGACCCGCACGUGUUCGCGCCACCGGGGACGCCCCAAGACGGUGCAUCGGACGAAGAGACAAACAUCGACUCAGAAAACAUCGUCGGCGAAGAUCUGGAUACCUUGAGCCUUCCGCAGAGAGCGGCUGAUCAGGCGGAGCAGCUUAUGCGUAAGGUUCUCGACGAGGCAGAACAGGCGGAACAACUCGUUCUCAAGGUACUCGAGGAGGCGUGGAAGGUCUGUCACUUCAGCUCACUGCCACAGUGGCUGCAAGACAACGACUUUCUUCAUCGGGGACACCGGCCUCCACUACCUUCGUUUUCGGCUUGCUUCCGUUCCAUCUUCCGUAUCCACACAGAAACCGGAAACAUUUGGACGCAUCUACUAGGUUGCCUGUGGUUCCUGGGUAUCGCGAUCUAUUUCGUCGUCCAGCCCUCCGACUGGAUCCAGUGGCAAGAAAAACUCGUGUUCGCCACUUUCUUCCUCGGAGCUAUCCUCUGCAUGGGGAUGAGUUUCACCUAUCAUACGGUAUCCUGUCAUUCGGAACAAGUUGGCAGACUGUUUUCAAAAUUCGACUAUUGCGGGAUCGCUUUACUCAUAAUUGGUUCGUUCGUCCCUUGGUUGUAUUAUGGCUUCUAUUGCGACUUCCAACCAAAGCUCAUCUACCUCACCGUGGUCAUCGUGCUCGGAAUUGCAGCCGUAAUUGUUUCCCUAUGGGACAAAUUCGGCACUCCGAAAUACCGGCCUUUGCGCGCGGGUGUGUUCGCGGGUUUUGGGCUCAGUGGAAUCGUCCCCGCUGUGCACUACAUUUACAUGGAAGGUUUCCUCUCGGCAUUUUAUAACGCCUCCUUUGGCUGGCUCGUCUUGAUGGGUCUUCUCUACAUUUUCGGGGCGGCGCUCUACGCGCUUCGGGUCCCCGAAAGAUGGUUCCCCGGCAAAUGUGAUCUAUUGUUCCACAGCCAUCAGCUGUUCCACAUCCUGGUGAUCGCAGCAGCCUUCGUCCACUAUCAUGGAAUCACGGAAAUGGCUAUGAAGAGACUCACCAAAGGCGAAUGCCACGAAGUCGAUCAUUCGGACCCGAUCGUCACAUACUAAGGAAGAGCUCAAUCGCUCGGACUCCGGAUCGCCAAUCGAGCGUUGUAGUACGUGGACUUCAGUUUCAGAAUCGACACAUUUUAAAACGACCGAUCACGGGAUCCGCUUGUUAAGGUAUCUGAAACGACGCGCACCGAUCACUGUUCGCACCUCGCGCGCCUUUACAGAGAGAUUACACACAAGCAAAUACUAAUUUUUUAUGAAGCGGAUCGAGUGGUCCUGUCCUGCAAUCACAGCCAGACAAGCAGUUCCCGGACAUCGAGUUGUCCCUCAAAUACCCGUGCGCAGGUCUUUCAGUGAUAGACGAUCGAUGAAGAGGUGUCGGAGGAGAUCGAUAUCAUUUUUUAGGGAGAAGACCUCGUGCGGCUCGAAUUUUAGCUAAGCAACGGAGAGAGAAGGGGAGGAACAUAUGUGAUAGGAACAAUCUUAAACACAGAUCGCUGCUUCUCUAGCGUCAAUUGAGCUGCGUGUAGUGUAUCGUUCCAAUGACCCUGAUGACUUCAAGGUUUAAAUGCUCCUUGUGCCGACGGUGCUGGAGACUCCGGGCAGUUCAGUAAAAUGCUUUUCAAUCAAAUUGGUCCUAGGUUUGGGAUUCACGAUAGGGGCAGGUGCAACGGAACAGAUUCUACAAAAUUCGCAGAGGAAAACUUCAAGCGCUGGGGUCACUCCAAGGGAGCCUGAAUUGAGAGAUUCUCAAACGAAGCCCGGGAGUCUAUAUUCCAGAAUCUCCAGGUCCUGAUCGACCGGAAAAAAUUAGUUGUUUUGGAUAUAUUCUUUGAUAAAGGACAUAUUGUAAACAGUGUUAUAAUAAAGUGAAGGAGAAGAAAA